This is a messenger RNA of Salvia hispanica, 1102 nucleotides long. The record is from RefSeq and is a predicted model, not a curated record. Lineage: Eukaryota; Viridiplantae; Streptophyta; Magnoliopsida; Lamiales; Lamiaceae.
AUGGAUCUGUCAAAUAUCCGUGACCAAAAAUCGGUUGCAGCUAGUUUUGUUCGAGGCACUUACGUUUUGGAGCUUGACCACCUCAACAAUCGACAAGGGGAAGCAGCCCUCGCGCAUCCAUGGUCCGAAUCUUUCGGUUUCGAGCUAUCCAAACCCCUCGUCGACGACCACGGCGACAUAUUCGGCGCCGUAUAUCGUCGCAAACAACACCGCCACCGCCACCAGCCUAGUUGCGUGGUGGCCUUCCGCGGCACCAACACCAAAGACAUCCCCGGCUUCGUCACGGAUAGCAUACUCAACUUCCGCAUAUGGAGUUACACGCUGGAGGAGACGGGCCGCUUCCAGAAGGCUCUAGAAGCCGUGCUUGACGCGGUCAACGACCUCGGCGUCGACAACGUCUGGAUCGCAGGGCACUCGCAAGGCGCCGCCACGGCACUCCUCGUCGGGAAGAGCAUGGCCAGGAUGCACGGCCGCGGCGUCGGCGUUCCAUAUCCCCUCAAAGCCUUCCUCUUCAACCCGCCCUUCAUCGGUUCGACUAAUCGCGUCUGGCGCUUAUUGGUCGCGAUGCUGGCCGUAGGUAUGGGUAGAGACAACGACCAAUCGGCCUUCGCGGCGAGCUCUUGUUGGCACCCGCAUCUGUUUGUGCACCCCAAGGACUCUCUUUGCCGUAGAUACAUAGACUACUUCGACCAAAGGAGGAUGCACACGGCGCAGUACACGGCCCGGGGAGUCCUCCUCAGGGCAGAGCCGACGCAUCUCAUUCCAUCGGCUGUCCUCGUAGUGAACCACACUCCGGCUCCUCGGCCCAAGUGGAAACAUGCUGUCACCUACAAGAAAGAAGCUCAUGGGAUUUAUCAGUGGUGGAGUUCUCAUAUUCAGUUGAAAGCUCAUCAAUACACUUUUCAUCUUAAUCCACCAUUUUCCACACAAGAGGUGGCGAUCUAGCUCUCCGUCUAAUGUGUAUGUAUGACUAUCUAUCUUUCUGUUGCCUGAUUCGUUAAAGUUUGAACUAAAGUGUAUCUAAUUUUAAUUUGUUAUGAAAAAAAAAAUUGUAAAUACCAUCCGUUGUUCUUGAUUAAUCAUGACGCUUUAUGUAAUUGUU